AUGCACUCAUUACAGCAAUGGCAACCUGACGUCCAGAUUCUCGCUCACUUCUUCUGGAAAGUUGGCAGUCCCAUGCAAAGCAGUUUUAAAGGCUUUUUAUGCUCUCUUGCCUACCAACUAUUCGCUUUAGAUAAGAGGAAUGUCAUCGGUCGGCUCCAGAAGCAUCCUGACUGGUCCCGCAAGGCAGGACCUGGUGAUUGGGACAACAAUGAUCUCCAGUCUCUGGUUACUAGUCUUUUAGGCCUGUCAGCUAAGCCUUUUUGUCUUUUCAUUGACGGCCUCGACGAGCUCAUGGACGAUGAUGGGAACAAGCCAUACGAGUGCGACUGUGUCACGAACCAGACUUGA
This is a messenger RNA of Fusarium verticillioides 7600, 348 nucleotides long. RefSeq lists its product as hypothetical. Bases 1 to 348 code for a protein of 115 amino acids. NCBI's taxonomy places the organism in Eukaryota, Fungi, Ascomycota, Sordariomycetes, Hypocreales, Nectriaceae. The record is from RefSeq and is a predicted model, not a curated record. The transcript has 2 exons.